Molecule: messenger RNA, 1530 nt
Organism: Penicillium bovifimosum
Lineage: Eukaryota; Fungi; Ascomycota; Eurotiomycetes; Eurotiales; Aspergillaceae
Exons: 3
Coding region: 1-1530 (509 amino acids)
Biological process (GO): transmembrane transport
Cellular component (GO): membrane
Molecular function (GO): transmembrane transporter activity
Source: RefSeq, a predicted model, not a curated record
AUGACGUCGCAAGGAGGCUCCGAAGAUGAGAGAGAGCCACUCCUCACCAAGCCCUCCAGCCCCAAUGAAAAUCAAUCUGCGCUCGGAUCAUUAUGGCUUCAAUUCCGGAAACCAUCUGUUACUUGGCUACUGCCUAUGUAUACUUUGUAUUCAAUCACCGCUGGCAGCUUGAUCAUUCCGGAAUUCAAUGCCACGCUGGGACUGAUUUGCCAUCAGCGACAUUCCCCAGACAACAGCAAUUUUCAAUUUGCCAUGGAACAGUGUGACGGGAAUACGGAAGUGCAAUCUGACUUGUCGCAGUUCUACAUCUAUGGGCAAGUGAUUUCUGGUAUUCUGGGCGCCAUUGCGGGCCCCAAUCUCAUGGGCUUCUCCGAUAAGAUUGGCCGCAAACCCAUCCUAGUAUUCAGUGUCCUAGGACCAUUGAUAGCUGACAUCAUCGUACUUGCUGCUUUGUAUUAUCCCGAUGAAGUCGAUGUGAAAUAUCUUCUCGUCGGAUAUGCCAUGGAUGGUCUCAGCGGUUCUAUCAUCACUGCGACCACUGCUGCGCAGGCUUACAUAUCGGACAUCAGUACGUCAGAGAAUCGCGCAUCGAGCUUCAGCUACAUCCAAGCAGCUUUUAUGAGCGCCCUGGCACUCGGUCCAAUGAUAGCUGGUGGCUUGCUCAGUGUGUUUGAUUCUCUGAUCCAUGCGUAUUGGAUCGCAUUUGCUAUCCAUUUGUCGCUGAUAGUGCUUUUUGCUCUGGUGUUGCCUGAAUCUCUCCAGUCGACAACAGAGUCUCAAAAUACCGAGGAAAACACAAAACCCCGGAGCAAACCAGAGGCUGAGCCGGGUUUCUUCGAGGUUAUCUCUUCUGCUCGCACUCUCAUUCCAUCGGAUAGAUCGUCCCGAGUGAACAUGUUGGUUCUCGCGAUCACAGAGGCAGCCGUAUUCGGAGUUAGUAUGGGACUCACCCCCUUGCAACUGGCCUAUUCUGCAUAUAUGUUCCAUUGGAGAUCAUCUGCCCAAAGCGCAUUCCUUACCGGCGUCAAUCUUUGGAGUAUAUUGGUUCUUGUCGCCAUCGCCCCGCUUUUCAUGUCAUUCAUUAAAAGGCGCCAACAACCUGGGGGCCAUCCUGAAGGUCAGCCCCAAUCCGCCUUUGGUCCUGGGGAGCUGGGCGGAAUACGUACCUAUCUUUUCUUGCAAACUGUGGGAUAUAUCACCAUCGCAGCUUUCGACUCCCCUCUCGGCGUCAUUGCUGGCUCGCUCAUUGCAGGGACUGGUGCUCCCCUUUCACCUGUAAUGACGUCUUGCUUGACUGGUAUGGUUUCAGAGGAGCGCCAGGGAGUGCUUCUGGGUGCAGUCAACUUCCUGCACGCAAUUUUCCGAAUCCUUAUGCCAACUGCAAUGAACUAUGUAUAUGGUUCCACAGUUGCGACGCAGCCUUAUACUCUCUUUGGUCUCCUAGGAGUUCUCACCGGAAUUUUCCUAGUUGCCAGUAUGUUUAUCGGACGCAAGAGCCUCGCUCCUCCGAGGGCCCAGUCAACCAAGUAG